Messenger RNA from Symbiodinium necroappetens, 330 nucleotides. NCBI's taxonomy places the organism in Eukaryota, Dinophyceae, Suessiales, Symbiodiniaceae. The record is from the annotation of a GenBank genome assembly.
GUCAAGAAGGUGAGCUUGGGCAGCGAGGCCCUCUCUCAGGCGUUCCUGGCAGGAAACAAGGUGCGCAUGCUCAACUUCACGAAAAUGCCUCACAACACCUCGAUUGGCAUGAAGGGCAUUCAGACGACCUGGCGCAAGAAGGAGAGCAAGUCACAGAACUUGGAUGAUUUUGCGAUCGACAGCACUCGAUCUGCCUCGCUGAUGGUCCGUGGCAGCCCGUGGCGCGCAGACUCCAUGGAGGGCUUUCCUGCGUCUACCACAGCUUUGGAUGGCAGCCGGCGCUGGACUUUGGAGGUGAGUCGGAGCACAACUUACACGGUCUUGGAGUGA